AUAUUAACCACGAUAAGGAUUAAACUUGCGCAACAUUCAACCGCUCUUAUCUCUCAUCGCCCAUACUUCUUUUUAUCGUUAUCAAUAUGUCAUAUGCAAUUGUAUUCUCCGCGUUCAAUUCAUUUUACAUCUACACGCGCUAACAAUUUAUGUUUCUGUUGCAGUAUCUAAGUGCUAACAGAAUGGAUACGUCAAGAAAUCGAAUUAGAAGAAUGGUCGGCGCGCUCUGGUUCUGCUUCUUCUUCGCGGCAGUCCUGGCUGAGGGUACUUUGGAGAAACUACAUGAAGAACACGUGCGGGAAUUCAGCUGCGGCAUGCUGUACUACAGGACGCUCUACCUGGACAGUAAGAGGGACGCCCUAUAUGUCGGAGCUAUGGACAAGAUCUUCAGGCUAAAUCUAAGUAACAUCAGUCAUUCCAACUGCGAGAGAGACGCUCUAAAUCUGGAACCCAGCAACGUGGCGAAUUGCGUGUCAAAAGGCAAAUCAGAGCAUUUCGACUGCCGAAACCAUAUAAGAGUCAUCCAGCCGAUGGCAGACGGCAAUCGGCUUUACAUGUGUGGUACGAACGCGCACGCACCCAAGGACUGGGUGAUUUACAGCAAUCUGACUCACUUACCGCGCCACGAGUUCGUCCCGGGGGUGGGAAUGGGCAUCGCGAAGUGCCCUUAUGACCCUGCGGACAAUUCGACGGCGGUCUGGGUCGAGAAGGGCAAUCCCGGAGACUUGCCAGCUCUUUAUUCGGGCACCAACGCCGAGUUCACCAAAGCCGAUACCGUAAUCUUCCGCACGGAUCUCUACAAUCUGACUACCGGUCGCAAGGCGUUCAGCUUCAAGAGGACACUCAAAUACGACUCCAAGUGGCUCGACAAGCCGAAUUUCGUGGGUUCGUACGACAUCGGCAGCCACGUGUUCUUCUUUUUCCGCGAGACCGCGGUCGAAUACAUAAACUGCGGUAAAAGUGUGUACUCCCGCGUGGCGAGAGUUUGCAAGAGGGACACCGGCGGUAAAAAUAUACUCAUGCAGAAUUGGGCCACGUACCUCAAGGCCAGAUUGAAUUGCUCGAUACCCGGCGAGUUCCCGUUUUAUUUCAACGAAAUACAGAGCAUUUACAAGGUACCGGGUGACGAUACGCAUUUCUAUGGUACCUUCACCACAUCGACGAACGGGCUAAUGGGCUCCGCGAUAUGUUCCUUCCACAUUGACGCCAUCCAAGAGGCUUUCCGCGGAAAGUUCAAAGAGCAAGCGACCAGCAGUAGCGCGUGGCUACCGGUCUUAUCUAACAAGGUUCCGGAACCGCGCCCGGGCCAAUGUGUUAACGACACGGAAACGUUGCCGGACACCGUCCUGAAUUUCAUAAGGUCCCACCCGCUGAUGGACUCCGCGAUCUCGCACGAGAACGAGAAGCCGGUCUUCUACAAGCGGGACGUCAUGCUCACGCGAUUGGUCGUCGAUAAGCUGCGCAUCGACUUCGUGGGCAGCGAUUUGGAUUACACAGUCUACUACGCCGGCUCUAGCGACGGCCGCGUUCACAAGGUUGUACAGUGGAUGGACAGUAACGGCGAGUCCCAGUCGAUCUUGCUGGACGUUUUCGAUGUCACGCCGGGCGAGCCGAUACAGGCGAUGGAGAUCUCAAAAGAGCACAAGGCUCUCUACGUAGCGUCGGAUCAUCGGAUAAAGCAGAUCGAUCUUGUGAUGUGCACUCGACGGUACGACAAUUGCCUGCGAUGCGUCCACGAUCCGUACUGCGGAUGGGAUAAGGACACAAACAUGUGUAAACCCUACGAACCAGGUCUUCUCCAAGACGUGUCGAACACCACGGCGGACGUUUGCGACAGCAGCGUCGGCAAACGGAAACUGGUUGUCACGUGGGGCCAGUCGGUGCACCUGGGGUGCUUCGUGAAGAUGCCGGAGGUGCUGGCGAACCAAGAGGUACGGUGGUACCACUACAGCAAAGAGAAGGGAAGGUACCAGAUCGCGUACAAGUACGGCGCCGGCGGCGACAAAUUCAUCGAGACCUCGGAAAAGGGUCUGGUGAUUGUCGGCGUGAACGAGCAGGACGCCGGUAGAUACGACUGCUGGCUCGGCGGUGCCCUCCUGUGCUCGUACAACAUCACCGUGGACGCGCACAGAUGUUCGGCGCCCGCCAAGUCCAACGACUACCAGAAGAUUUAUUCGGACUGGUGUCACGAGUUCGAGAAGUACAAGUCGGCGAUGAAGAGUUGGGAAAGAAAGCAAGCGCAAUGCGCCUCGAGGCAAAACGACAGCAAUCAGAAUCUACACACGAACGAGGUGUACGGCACGCCCCUCGUCUGAUGGAGCCGAUCGUUGGGUCCCGCGUCGAGCCGAGAUUACGACGACACGAUGAUACGCAUAAGCGUCCCGCCGAGGAAUCGCGGCUGGACCACGACCGGUUGGAUCGGCCUGGCCUUCUUCUUGGCCGGUCACGCCACCGCGCUCGGCCCGCUGGUCGCUCGAGGACUCUUUAGUGACUGAGGCCGAGCCGCGAUUACGCGGAAAAAAAAUCUAAGAGGUGCGAAGAACGCACGCGUCAUCGAUCGUGCGUACCGCCAUCCACGUGCCACGGUGCCCGAGAGCCUUUCGUCGGCGCUACCGAUCGCGAGUGACCAUCGAGUUUAUUGGCGGUCGGUGACCCGCGAGAAUAUUCCAGUUCCGUAUUCGUCGUGCACUCGACUUUCCGUUACAUACAUACAUAUAUAUAUAUACAUAUAUAUUUCGUACUCGCUUCGCUGUAAAUAGACGUGUCGCGCGCGAGCCGCGAAAUUGAGAUCGAACGCUGGAUGCCGCGAAGAAACCACGAGAGCGCGGAACAGCGGGGCCGAUUCCUCGGUCUGUAAAUUCCGAUGUGGAUGCGCAACCGCGCGGAGUGGUGUUUCUCGGGGUGAACGGACGAUACCUUUUGUGCCGAAGAAACGUGGACGAAGAAGUUCCGAUUCCUCUCGCGUCUGCGACCGGUCGGGUGCUGGAUGAGAGCUGAAUGGGGAAAACGCGCGCAGCUUCCCCAUUCCUUCAACGUUUAAUUAAUUCGCGAGACGGGGAAGAAAUUUUACGUGUACAUACGAUAUCGGAGCCUCAUCUACGGAAGACAACGCAACGCUGAUCGCGACUGAGAUAUCAAUGAUCAGUGCGCAACUGAGCGGCGCGUCGGAGGGAGGGAAGGCGCGUUCUCCUCUCCAGCUGUUUUCGCAUCCGCGACAGGAGCCGACGAGAGGAGUCGAGGUGGAGCUUCCCCGACAAUCGAGGGUGGGCAGCAUCGAUUGGAGAACACGCGGUCGCCGCGGCGAACGGCUCGCACCCGCGAGGCCGGGAGGAAGUCGGCGGCGUCGCUCGAGGAAAGAGAGGUAAAACGUCGCGCCGGGAGGGAGAAAGGAAAAACGAAACGUGGCCAACGGCGCGUUUACGACGUCACGCAGGUUACAUAUGAGAUUAUUAUCGGCUUUAGAGACUUUCGUGCGAGAACCGCCGCGCUGCUGCACUCGCGCGACGCUGGUUAGCUUUCCAUAUCACGUUCGCCACUUUUGCGGCGCGCACACGCCUAUUUUCUACCUACACACCC
Vollenhovia emeryi is the source of this 3576-nucleotide messenger RNA. It is a transcript of the gene Sema2a, whose product is annotated as semaphorin-2A. NCBI's taxonomy places the organism in Eukaryota, Metazoa, Arthropoda, Insecta, Hymenoptera, Formicidae. The coding region runs from base 150 to 2315 and encodes 721 amino acids. Gene Ontology annotation, biological process: semaphorin-plexin signaling pathway; negative chemotaxis; axon guidance. The record is from RefSeq and is a predicted model, not a curated record. Gene Ontology annotation, molecular function: semaphorin receptor binding; chemorepellent activity. The transcript has 11 exons.